Molecule: messenger RNA, 2313 nt
Organism: Gadus macrocephalus (Pacific cod)
Lineage: Eukaryota; Metazoa; Chordata; Actinopteri; Gadiformes; Gadidae
Gene: fancg
Product: FA complementation group G
Exons: 14
Coding region: 138-2051 (637 amino acids)
Biological process (GO): interstrand cross-link repair
Cellular component (GO): Fanconi anaemia nuclear complex
Molecular function (GO): protein binding
Source: RefSeq, a predicted model, not a curated record
AGCAGGGGGCAGUAGUCGCUGGGCGCUGUAUGGACGGUACUUCCUGUCGACGUAGGACGUGAGGGAAAGUUCAAAUAACAAUAACAAUCCCAACAAUAAAGUGUUCUUCUGAAGUAGUUUGGUAACGGAACAUUUUGAUGGCUGAUUUAGAAAGCCAGCGCAGUUUGUCGGGUCUCUGGGUCCUGGGGAAUAACCAGCUGGUGGAUGAAUGGAAGAGACAGGGAGUGCAGCUGUUCAGUCGCGACCCAGACCCCAGCAGACUGAAGCAGCGUUCUGCUGACUUCCACAAACUGCUGCUGAAGAUCCAAGGCGUGCCCCCCGCCCCGGACCGGUCUCAGCUGGAGCUGGUGGUGCGGUUCAACGCGUGCGUGUUCUCCGUCGCUCAGGCCCAGACGGAGCGCGCCCAGGCGCUGCUCACAGAGGGCCUGCACAGAGUUCUGACCCCCUCAGCUCUCGGGGUCGCGGGGGGGACCUGUGGGGGGACGACCGGUGACCCCUCCUCUGAGGCCCCCUCUCUCUGGGGCCCUGCUCUGAGGGCCGUGGCCGACGGGCCCCUGGCGGUCGGCACGCUGCGGCUGCUCUGCCUGCAGUGGGCCGUGUGGCUGUCCUCAAACCGCCUCACACACAUACAGGAGCUGAGGGGCGAGCUCUCCUCUCUGUCGGACAGACUGUCUGCUCUUGAAGAGGAGGAGGAGAGGAAGAGGAGUCUGUCUGCGUCGGACCACGAGCCCCCCCGCCUGGUGGCGGACCCCCUGCGGCUGACGGAGCUGCUGGACGUCUGCACCGUCGUGGCCCGAGGGGCCGAGUGGCUGAGUGACGGCCGUCCUUCAGACGCUCUGUCGGAGCUCCAGAGAGCCUUCUCCCUCCCGGCCCCCCGGGACGUCCUGGCCCAGGCACACGUCCUCUCGGGCCGCUGCCUCGCCGACACGGGCCGCCCCCAGAUGGCGCUGUUGUGCUUCAUGAGGGCCAUGGAGACGGAGCCCCACUGUGUCUCCGCACUUUACCACAGCACUGAGGUCUACCGCCAGCUGGGGAACGUAACGGCCCUGGUGGAGGGUCUCCGGCUGCUCAAUACGGCCCUGAGGCUGCCGCCCCCCGCCGCCCCCAGCAUGACGGCGGAGGUGUCCCCGCUGAGCGCCCCCCUGCUGCUGGGCAGCCCGGCGCUGGGGAGCCUGCUGUCGGCCCCCCCGGCCCCCAGCGUGCAGCGCCGCCUGGCCCUGAGCUGUGUCCUCCACGGGCGGGUGGCUGAGGGCGUGGAGCUCUACCUGGACCUGCUGGCCGACCUCCAAUCAGAUCCUCAACACGCGGUCCCCCCGGGAUCGGUCCAGGCCCCGCCCCCGGUCCAGGCCUCGCCGCGGGGGGCGGAGCUCUACCUGGAGGCCGCCGCCGCCCUGCUCCUGGCCGGGCGGGGCCCCGACUGCUGGGCGCUCUGCGACGAGGUCCUGAGCGCCACCCUGGACCUGCUGCCCCAGAGGCUCACCCUGGGGGACCCCUCGGAGGACCAGGACCGGGACCAGGACCGGGACCAGGACCCCCUGGACGUGGUGCUGUGGGCGGGGUCGGCCCACCUGCUCCAGGCACACUGCCAGGCCGCCCUGGAGGACUGGAAGCAGGCGGUGACCUGCUACACCAGGUGUAUCAACCUAACGGGGAAGGUGUGUUUUAAAACCCACGGGCCCCCGCCCCCGCCCCCCUCCGGAGACCUCUCCGGGCGGCCCGGGGCUGGACUCCGCUCCCUCCAGACGCUGAAGGGGCUCUCGCUGGCCGGCCGCGGAGUCUGCUUCACCCAGAGGGACCAGCUCAGAGAGGCCCUCGGGGACCUGCAGCUCAGCGCGCUGGUCUCACCUGGGGGUGUCGGCGCAGGGCUGUGGCUGGGGGAGGUGCUCUGGAGGCUGGACAGACGUCGGGAGGCGGCCUCCUGCUGGGAGAGGAGCCUGGCUGCUGAAUCACCUGCCGAGACUCUUCCGUUGUACCUACAAGAGCCCAGAUCAAGUCCUUCGCUGGAUCCCAGGGUUCUCCGCAGCCGAGUACAGAGUCUGACACAGACGUAGCACAGAAUUACAAUACGGACAUUUGGGACUGAAACCUUUUUCAAUCCACCGUUUACAUGCAUGCACUGACCUGAUGAGAACAUGUUACAUUUAAGUUGUUGCUAGCUUUGUCAUGUAAAAAAUUAAAUGAAUGAAUGCACUUUACCAAUAAGGAUUUAAAUCAGAGGGAGAGAACUAUUAUCCAAUCAAGGAAUGUGUAAUGUGCAAUUACAGGUAAUGAUUUAAUUUGAUUAAAACCUUGACACAACAUAAACCCAAUUAA